AGUCUAAUCUAAUUAAGAAUCAUGGGCAAACCACAUGUUUUAGCCAUACCAUAUCCUGCUCAAGGACAUGUAAUUCCCAUGAUGGAGCUCUGUCAUUGCUUAGACAAACAAGGAUUCAAAGUAUCUUUCGUCAACAGCGAUUACAAUCACAAAAGGAUCAUUAAUUCAUUUACAGAUGACAACAACGUUGGAGAUCACAUUCACCUUGUCUCAAUUCCAGAUGGGUUGGACCCAUUGGAUGACAGAAACGACUUGAAGAAACUGACGGAAUCCAUUUUCUCCUUCAUGCCCGAAAAACUGGAGGACCUCAUCAAUCAAAUUGACGACUCCGACGACGAUAAAGUGACAUGUGUCGUCGCCGAUCAUUGCAUGGGUUGGGCGAUCGAGGUUGCGGCGAAGAUGGGAAUCAAAACGGCAGCUUUCUGGCCGGCCACGUCUGCGCUUCUCUCUUUGUCGUUCAGCAUCCCGAAGCUUCUAGAAGACGGAAUCAUAAACCAGAAUGGAACUCCGGUGAAGAAAGAAAUGGUGAAGUUAUCUCCGACGAUGCCUAGUAUGAACCCGGUUCAUUUCACAUGGGCCUGCAUUGCAGAUUUAGAAACCCAAAAAACUGUGUUCGAUACAUUCAAAAUAUGCAAUGAGACUGUUAAGCUAGCCCAAACAAUAAUAUGCAACACAAGCAUUGACCUAGAAUCAGCUGCCUUUUCUCUCAGGCCUGAAAUCAUACCCAUAGGCCCACUUCUAGCCCACAACCGUCUCGGAAACCAAGCCGGACACUUUUGGCCCGACGACUCCUCGUGUUUAAAAUGGCUCGACGAUCGACCCUUGGGCUCAGUAAUUUACGUCGCUUUUGGUAGUUUUACCAUCUUCGACGAAACCCAAUUUCGAGAACUAGCGAUCGGGCUUGAAAUGACUAAUUUUUCGUUCUUGUGGGUCGUGAGGCCCGACUCGACCAAUGGAAUCGAUUACCCGAAAGGGUUCAUUGAAAGAGUUGGUGAUCGUGGGCUUAUGGUGAGUUGGGCCCCUCAACAAAGGAUAUUAGCUCAUCCUGCAUUGGCAUGUUUUGUGACACAUUGUGGUUGGAAUUCUACUCAAGAGGGUGUGGGGAAUGGGCUUCCUCUUAUUUGUUGGCCUUAUUUUGCGGAUCAAUUUCUUAACGAGAGCUACAUUUGCGACGUUUGGAGGGUCGGGUUGCGACUUGAUAAGGAUGAAACCGGGAUUAUCAGGAGCGAAGAGAUUAAGGAUAAGAUAGUUCAAUUGCUCGAAGAUAAAGAUCUCAAGAGGCGAGUUUUGAAUCUGAAGGAAAUGGUGAUGAAGGGUGUGAAAGAAGGAGGAACUUCUCAUAAGAAUUUGAAUAAUUUUAUUCAGUGGCUAAAGACAUGAGAAAUCAAUUUCUUGUAUUUCUUUUGUCAUGCUAUUUUAAAAUCAUAAAUAAUUUAUAGUCAGUUUCAUCCAUAAUUGGAUGGAACAUGCCUAAAUAAACAAGACGUGCAAACAUGUCAU
This is a messenger RNA of Impatiens glandulifera, 1500 nucleotides long. RefSeq names its product UDP-glycosyltransferase 83A1. Gene Ontology annotation, molecular function: UDP-glycosyltransferase activity. Lineage: Eukaryota; Viridiplantae; Streptophyta; Magnoliopsida; Ericales; Balsaminaceae. The record is from RefSeq and is a predicted model, not a curated record. The coding region runs from base 22 to 1380 and encodes 452 amino acids. The transcript is spliced from 2 exons.